Molecule: messenger RNA, 2290 nt
Organism: Anguilla anguilla (European eel)
Lineage: Eukaryota; Metazoa; Chordata; Actinopteri; Anguilliformes; Anguillidae
Exons: 7
Coding region: 129-1073 (314 amino acids)
Cellular component (GO): membrane
Source: RefSeq, a predicted model, not a curated record
ACUCUACUCCAGAAGUAUGCAUAAUAUGCCCCCGCACGGACAAGUUUUUACAGGUUGGAGACUGGAGUAGACUGGAGGUUCAGUAAGAAGCAGAUACUUCUGAUAUUAGGUCUCGACAUCGUGACAUUAUGGGUAAACCAAAAAAUUGUUGCCAGUGUGUCAUCAAAUAUACUUUGUUCAUCUUCUGCUACUUAUUCUGGGUAACCAGUGCUGUUUUCAUUGCAGUGGGUGUGUAUGCCAAAAUUGCGAAGGAGGGAGGUGUAGUGGACUCUCUGACAGCUGACCCUGCCCUUUUGCUCAUAAGCAUUGGCUCCUUAAUGUUCAUCAUCACCUUCUUUGGGUGUUUCGGUGCACUGCGCAAUGCAGUCUUGCUGUUAAAACUGUUUUUAGGAAUUCUGGUGGCAAUCCUUCUCCUGCAGGUUGCAGCUGCUGUGCUUGGGUUCCUUUUCUCAGACUUGGUUUUGCACAGGACAGAGCAGCUGAUGAGGAAAGGGAUUGUUCGCUACCGUGAGGACAUGGACCUUGAAAACCUGAUAGACUUUGUACAGAAGAAGUUUCAGUGUUGUGGCGUGGACUCACACAAAGACUGGUCUGGCAAUGUGUAUUUCCAGUGCCCUGCGAGAAAUCACAGUUUGGAGGGUUGUGGGGUGCCCUUCUCUUGCUGUGUACGGCACAAAAAUGAGGUCAGGCCACAACAAGGUUACAUUUACAAAGAAACCAGAUCUAAUUAUUCACUUCCCUCAUGUUCAAGUUCUCACCAAGUGGAAAAAUGUACAAACGCUGUCGUCCUGGUCAGUAGAGUUCAUGCAGGCUGGUAUGCUGUGUGUUCCCAGACAAUCUUCAACACCAUGUGUGGAUAUGAAAUGCAAACCUUGGAUGAAGCCUCUGCAGCAAAAAUCAUAUACACUACGGGCUGUCUAGAAAAGAUUGUGUUGUGGGGGAAACAGAACCUUUACUUCAUAGGAGGAAUGGCAGUUGGACUUCUCGGCCUAGAGAUAUCAAUGAGUUGUCUAGCUGCUUCCCAGAUGUCUCACAUCCAGAGGAGAACGGAGAACGGCAGGAAUGUUUACUGACGCAAUGGAGGAUGUGCUGGCUAGCGAUUCCCUAGAGUGUAGGACGUCAACGAAAAUCUCUGGGGCUUGAAAAUAAUUGUUUUCAUCAGGUUCAAUGGGGCAUAAAUGAUUCACUUUAUGCUCUGUAAUGAUGUGCUGCUGUUGAAGCAUCGCCAACUUGAAGAUAAGACAUUGGUAUGCCUCUAUCUGUGCACAUGUGCCAGGAGCUCUGUGACUGAUCCCAGCUUUAAUAUUUGCCAUUGUUUCUCCAGUACCUCGUACAAAUAAUGUUAUCCUGUACAAGAGGACAGAAAUUAGGUUUAGGGAGACUGGGACUGGAUACAUCAGCUUGAUAAAAAAUGUUUAUUUUAUGUGUAAUUCAUUUAUUGUUGUUAGAAAUGUAUUUAUCAAAGCUGUGACAUUGUAUUUUUAUAUAUUUUUAACUGUUACAUCAAAUGAAAGUGUUCAAACUGUUUACAAAUAGAUAUGUAUUCUAUGUAAAGUUCAAUAUUUUACCUGCUAUUAAUGGGCCAUUUUAUGUUAAGCCAUUUCAUACUGUCUUGCUACUCUGUGAAACAACAUUUUUUUGCAAGUGGAUAUGGAUACAAGCAUUUUAACAACAUGUAUUGUCUAAUUUGUAAGCCAUAUAUGUAAAAUGUGAUUUUACACAUUGAUAUCAAUUAACAGUGAAAAAUAAUAUAGAAAAAAAAUGAAAUGCAUAGUCACAUCAACCAUAUCCUCAUUAUUCCCCUUAAUCAAACUUGAUUAUCCUCAAACUUUGUGGAGCUUUGUGAUGAAGGCUUCCUCAGGUACACUCCACAGCCGAGACUGUUCUUAACUGACUGCAAAGUCAAUUUGCUGUCAUAGCAGGAGGCAAGUGUGUGAAGACUUGGUCUUCUGGACACGAAGAUGGAUGGGCCUGCUCUCCUCUUUCUCCUUGGUCAGCGCAGGGCUUUCGGGCGAACUUGACCUGGAAAUGACUCUGUACUGGCCCCGAAUGUUCUGCAGUGGGUUGUACUCCGCACUGAUGUGACUUGGACAGCGGAACCGCUCCUUGAUGACAUGACCCAGCUGAGAGACUGCAACAAACCCGUCCUUGAAGGGUAAAAUCUUUGUGACUGAGGCGUAGACAUACUGGACGACAAGUAAACGCCCUACAAAUGACAGCAAUAAAGAAAGGGUUAAUCUCUGUUCAUUCUUAUGCUGGAAAUAAAACUAAGCAAAAAUGAAAGAUGAAA